AUGGUCACUCCGCGAGAGCUGAGGUUGCGCGCAAGCGAUAGGCACCGCCCCGUCGUCUGCCAACACCGGGCGGAACAGUUUCAGCAGGUCCGGCGAGCGGGAGGUCGCAUGUCUCCUCUGCCAGCACCCAUGUGUCUGUUGCUCCUGGCCGCCCUGGGAUGCCUCUGGCACGGUGUUUCGGCCCUUCAGAUCAAAGCACUGCAAGUCCCGGAGAGCAUCGAGGCCGGUCAGGUGGUUCGACUGGUGUGCAUCUUCGAUCCCGAGCAAGAGGACUUAUACUCGGUGAAGUGGUACAAAGACGACAUUGAAUUUUUCCGAUUUCUUCCAAAAGACAAGCCAGCCAAUCAGUUCUUCGAGAUUAGAGACGUCGAGGUAGACAUGAGUCGUUCUUCCAACGGCACGGUGUUCUUGAAGAACACGAGCAGGUCGGCCGAAGGUAUGUACCGCUGUGAAGUGUCCGCCGACGCCCCCUCCUUCCAAUCCAUAUUCUCCGAGAAAUUCAUGGCCGUCGAAGACAGACCAGAAGAGACGCCCGAGAACGCUGCUCAUCUCCUCUGUCCGUGGUCUCGCAGGCAGAUUCUGUGGACGAUGGUCUUCAUCCUCGUCUUUUGCCAAUAACCAAGUUGCCAUGUAAUAUUAAUUAUCCAUUGUGCCUGAGAACGCAAUAGUCGCUUUUCUGAAGCCUGAGAACAGGUUUUGGCUUCGGACCAGCAAAGGACGUUGGAAAAACAACAACUCGCCCUUUCUUCCAAGAGGGCCCCAGCAGUCUCUGGGGCCUCUUUUCGGGAAGGAUGUGGGGGCUAGGAAAUUAUUCUUAAGGGUGCUUUGUAGACAGCGAUGGAUUUUCUCAUCUGAGGUGGACAAUGGAACGUUGCAGUUUCAACAAGAAGCCGACGAAUUAUAACAGCAAAACUAUCGUGAAACACUUUUAAAAAGGAAGCAUUUUCAUUUGGGAUUAUUAUCCAAACUGUUGAAUAACGACAUAUAUUGAUAAGUUCUUGUGCUUUAUCACUUUUCUUACCAUUUAAUUUGUUCUUUGUUGUUGUGUAACAUUUCACUCGCGAUGGCUUAGUUGAAAUUAGUACAGAGGUAGACGUGACACAUAUUUAUUCAUGUAUGGGUAGAAUGCUCAAAAUGCUAAAGCAUUUUUAAGACCUUGGACAUUUAUUUUCGAGUGGGCCAGUGCUGUGUUUAAGAAUACCGAAUUCAGUAACAAAACAUCAGUCAUUUAAAAUCCAGAUCGGAAAGUAUAGAUGGAAGAUUUGGCCACUUUGUUUACAAUCUUAAAUGAAGUUAAAUGCCAUAAAUGUUACAUCUGGAAACUUUGAAUUUAAAAAAAAAAAGAAAUUUAAAUAUAAUCAUGCGCUUAAACUUUUUAAAAUUAAUGAAAACAAUAUGAGACAAAUGUAAUUCAGAAAAUUAUACUUUUCUUACAAAUAAAAAAAGAUGUAAUUUACAGCAUUCAAACAGGAAAACACAAUCUAGUAUUAUAUGUUUUUAUAUAUUAGGUAUACAUUUAUUUAGGUAUUUAUAUAUUAGGUAUACAUUUGAUAAAAUCAUAGAAAAUAGUAAAAAAUUAAUAUAUUGAGCAUUGCUUAAAUACUUUUUCUGUAUUAGGUUGGUCAAAUCAUAAGCAAAUAAUAAUAAACGUUCUACCAUAACAAUUUUUCGAAAUAAAAAAAUAAAAAUUUUAGGGUUUUCUUUUUAAUUUAAUAUUUUUUCUUUAUUUUGAUGUAUUUUUACAUCAUACCAAUAUUAAGAAACAAAAAAAAAUCUAUAAAACCCAAAUAAUAUUUUUUAAAAUAAUUAAACAGAAUAUUCUUUUUUUAUGUUCGGUAGAAAUUUUUAUUGAAUUUCGUAUGAUAAAACUCAAAUCUAGAACUAUAUUUCACUAGCAAUGUAAUUCGCAAUUAAAUCUGGAAUAUCGUAAUGUUAAUUUUUUAUUGUUUUUUCUUUAAAUAAUAAAAGUAAACCUAAUAGUAUUGUAUUAUAUUUUAUUAAAUGAACAUUUUACUUUUAAACAUCCUGAUGAAUAUUUAAAGGUACUAUUCAAUUUAUGGCAAUCGUGAUAUUAUGACCUGACGCAUCAGAAAAUAUUUCGGAGGUUAAACUCAUGCAUCGAUUUAUUUAGUUAGAGCUGAAAUUCAUAAAUUGUAACUUUUCUAAUCUUUUUAAAAUAUUUCCUUUCAAAAUACACUAUUAUUUUCACUUAAGCUUGUUUGGAUUAUGAUAUGGCGACAAAUACAAUGUAUACAAACAUUCAAUAUUCAGAGAACUGUUUCAUUAUUACAGAAAAAUAUAUCGAUAAAUUUUGAAUUAAGCUAUCAGACAGGGCCUGUUCUCACAUCACCUAAAAAGAUACUCCUGGUAUGAACUGGUCGUGUCUCGUAAUACAGCAAAUAAGUUAAAUACGGAGGAAAUUGUAACUCUUAAAUACAAUGUUCUACUGAGCUCUAAGAAAAUAGGAUAAUUUUUAUUAAUAAUUUUUUAAAAAAUGUUUUAACUUGAAAUACACCUUAAUUUGAGUUUUUAUGAUGCCGCGAGUAUUUUAUCAAAUGUUGUUCUAUUUUUGUUAAACAAUGAGUUUACUCAAACUUUGUUCAUUGUAAAGUGAUAAGUAAUAGUAAAUCCAUGUUCAUAUACUUUAUUUUUGGCAUUAUGGUACUCUUUGUUGCAUUCAUCUCCAAAUAAUUUAAUUACAAGUUAAAUUUUAAAAUAAUUAUUAAAAAUAUUUACAAUAAAUAUUCACGAAUUUCAAAUUAAAAAAUUUUUUCAUGGAAAUAAAAUACUUGAAGUUUUCCCUUCUUACAGAUAGAAAUAAAAAAUAUUUUUUAUUUGCUUUAAAAAGACAUCAAAGAACUUUUAUUAAUGAUUCAAAUUAUUUCAAUUUCAAAUGUAUCCCUUUCCUCGAGAAUACUUAAUAGAAACCAGGCCCCAAAAAUAAUAAUUUCCAAAUUUUACAAAUGCCAAACCUCUUUCAGUUCUUUAGAAAAAUUACAUUAUUAAAUUAUUUCAGUCCGAAUAAUUAAUUUUUAAAAUAAAGUGACUGAAUCAACAUAAAGAAAAUAUGUCUUAAAGAUUUUUCACUUUUCAUUUUAAUUCUUUGCUAUAAUUAAAAAAUGAAUUGCCUCACGAAUUCUAUCAAAAAUGUCAUUAGAAACUCUCAAACAGUAUAAAAUUACAAGCAAUUUUUGUAUGCUGUAAAAUAAUUUAAUCCUUUCCUGUAAAACAGACACAGCUAAAACAGGGUUUUUUCGACAUUUAGUACUGUAAAUUUAUUUUAAUUAUAUCAUCUCGCAUUACUUCGUUGCCAUUUAUUUAUGAGGUAAUUAAAGUUUUGCUCUGCAUGAAAAAAUUUUAAAUAAAAUUUAAUAAAUAGAUUUUAAAAUAGUGAUAAAUUCAUGUUGUAUUAUUUAAUUUAAAAUGAGGAUUUUAAAAAAUUAUAUCAUUUUAUCAAAUUAUAUGUACAUUUUAAAAUUCUUUUAUGUUAACUAAGAAAAUAGGAAGGGGGGGGCUGCAUUUCUUGCAGAUCAUAAAUAUUUUAAUGUCGUAAAGCAGAUUGUUUUGCUACGAAUUUGCAAUAAAUAUGCUACUCUGCCUUUUAGCUUGUGUCAAAUAACUCAAAUUAAAAAAUAAAAAUUUAUGUUCGAAUAUGAAGAAGGCAAAAGAAUAUGAACAUAUACUAAUAGUAUACAAUUGGAAUAAAUGAUGUAUUGUACAUAAUUUUUUUGUUUGUUGAUAAAUAGCACAGGUUUAUUUAAAAAGUAAAAAUUAUUAUUUUAAAAUUUAUUAUUAAUUAAAAAACUAUCAUUAUCAAAAAUUAUUAUUAAUUAUAAAAAUCAUUAGUAGCAAAAAUUAUUAAUAGUAGUGAAAAUUAUUAUUAGUUGUAAAAAUUAUUAUUAAUUAUGUGAAAGAAGUAAGUUACAAAUAUGUAACAGCAAUUCCAAUUUACAUAAUUAUUCCACUUUCUGUGAAGUUAUUAUUUUGCGCGUUCUUGUAAAAAAUCGCACUUAAAAAAAAAGCAUUAUUACAUUUUUUAAAUGUAAUUUUAGUAGCUUUUGGUAGAUAAGUGGACUUCAAGAUUAAAAUAAAAAUAAUUUAAGAAAUUAUAUGCAUUUGUAUCGAUAGAACACCAAAUGUUAAGUUUCUUUACUACAGACAAUACAAGUAAUUAUAAUUGGAAAACAGAAGCCACAAUCUUGAAUAUCUACAAUACUUCCCAAACAAUUUAUGAACAAAAUAAGGCAUAAAUAAUAAAAAUAAUUACUUUAAAUAAUUAUUUAUUAAAUUUAUAGGGAAGGGCACUUUUAAUAACUUAUGAAAUGAAUAUAAUCUAAGGAAUUAAAUAUACAUUUUUUUUUAAGGAUUUACAUAUAAUCUUCGAAACUCCGAAUUGGUGUAUGUUAUUUCUAUGUUUUAAAAUGUUUUUUUAAAGUUCUUUAAGUGUUUAAAAACAUUAGUGAUAUACAUAUAUAUAUACAGAGUUGGUAUUUGAUUAUCUUCACUGAAAUAUUUUAAUCGAUCUGACAGUAAUGACAACUGAAAACAAGGAUUUGAUCUUUUGAAAUUUUCAUUUAAGAAAAAAUCCAAUAUCUUCUGAAUUACUAUGUCUAUGAAUUCAUAAAAAAAUGAAAAGCACGCUGCAACUCUCUCGGUAUUCUCAAACGUGCAGAAGCAAGUCUUUCGAAAUGUUAGCUUUAUUGUAUAUAAUCUUAUAUCUGUAAAUUUCUGUUGUUGUGUGAAUAGAGAUAAAGACUGUAUAAAAUAUCAGACCGCAUUUUGCAAAGAAAAUAAAAAUUACGUUUUUGUUGAA
Messenger RNA from Argiope bruennichi, 4813 nucleotides. RefSeq lists its product as uncharacterized. The record is from RefSeq and is a predicted model, not a curated record. Bases 1 to 618 code for a protein of 205 amino acids. The transcript is spliced from 4 exons. Lineage: Eukaryota; Metazoa; Arthropoda; Arachnida; Araneae; Araneidae.